Messenger RNA from Guyanagaster necrorhizus, 834 nucleotides. RefSeq lists its product as uncharacterized. The coding region runs from base 1 to 834 and encodes 277 amino acids. Gene Ontology annotation, molecular function: oxidoreductase activity. NCBI's taxonomy places the organism in Eukaryota, Fungi, Basidiomycota, Agaricomycetes, Agaricales, Physalacriaceae. The transcript is spliced from 8 exons. The record is from RefSeq and is a predicted model, not a curated record.
AUGGCUACCACUCCUUUCUAUAGAGAGCUCAACUUUGCCUCUGAUAAAUCGGCCCCUGGUGCAUUCGAGUUUCCGUUCGUGACAUGCGUGUCGUCUGGAGAGCCUUUACAUCUGAAGCCACAUAAAGUUCAGCUCCAUGAUCUACGCAAGGAGGAUCAGCGGCCGUCGUUGGAUGUCGAAGGCUUUACUUGGCAAACGGUACCGUUCGAAGGUUUGAAUGGAGAGGAGGGAUGGGAAGAACGCUAUAUGCAAGAGACCUGCGAAUGGUUGAAAAAGCAUGCCGGCGCGAAAGAUUGCAAAGCAAUAAACUACCAGAUCAGACGUAGAGCUGCAGACGGACUGUCUCAUCAAGAAGCAAACUAUGCGCAGGAUUCUGAUCAAGUUCUCUCGAAACAACCUGUACCGGCCGUUCAUGUUGAUAUUAACAGGGAGCGGGCGCGUGUACGAUGUCUGACUCCAUACGAAGAGGACCCUUUAGCUGUAAAGGCGGAGAGAGUCGCAAUUAUUAAUGUAUGGCGGCCGCUUCAUGGGCCGGUGAUGGAUGCGCCGCUUGCAGUGUGUGAUGCUCGCACGUUCGACCCCAAAGACAUGACCCAUACAACCGACAAAUACGGCGGUGGAUAUUUUAUCAAACAUAAUGCGAAUAUGAAGUGGAUGUACAUCCGCGACCAGAUGCCAGAUGAGAUCCUUGUCUUUCGGCAAUUCGACAGCACUUUGAUUCCUACCGCUGGAGACGCAGCAUGCGUUGCGCACACGGCUUUCAUUGACGAGGAGCGAAAGAACCUAGGAGUACCUCGCCAAAGCAUCGAACUGCGCUGCGCUCUUGUAUAUUAA